Megalopta genalis is the source of this 11332-nucleotide messenger RNA. NCBI's taxonomy places the organism in Eukaryota, Metazoa, Arthropoda, Insecta, Hymenoptera, Halictidae. The record is from RefSeq and is a predicted model, not a curated record.
UAUAAAUAAAUGUGUCUCCUCUUGCCAAAUUGUCCAUUUCUGUGGACAAUCUGAGCGUCAAUUGGAGAGACAUUAAUGUAGCGCUCUAUGUCGCAGCUAUAUCGCGAUACGAUUGCAUCGAAUCCGAAGAAGUCGACGCCUAAAUUUUUCGCAAUUCGCGCGGUACGAACAAAUACAGUUCGUUCGACGAUAUUGGAAUUUCGAAACUUGUGCCGGUCGAACGUCUUCGAAAAGUGUUCGGUUGGGAACCUCUCAAACAGACCGCGCUUACCACGCCGAAUGCCGAGAGAUAACAUUAUUUUGCUCUAGUUCCAGAAAUAUAGUGCACGCUCGAUGCUAUCGCACCGUGUAGGUCGAAGUAACAUUAUUUUCCUGAAGUAUCUUCUUCGCGGGUUCUCAUUAAACCGCAUUCUUUCGUCUCGAUGCUAUGUUCUGCAAUGAAGUAAUCGUUUCGUGCGUAGACAAUAGUGAACAAGUCGUCAAAUUCUUGCUCUUCGAUAAAAAAUACUUUUCAAAGUCUGAUCGCUUUAACGGGUUCACGUGAAAGCUGAAUUUUUAUCCGAAUAGGAGCUGAAUUUUUAUUCGAAUAGGAGUUGAAUUUUUAUUCAAACAGUAGUUGAUUUUUCCUCGAAAUAGGAGUCGACUUUUCCUUUAAUUUCAACUUCCAAAAUUAGAAUCAUUGUUGCGAGCUGGAUAUUCCCUUGAAAUAGGAGUCGAUUUUUCCUUUAAUUUCAACUUUCAACAUUAGAAUCAUUGUUGCGAGCCGCAAUCCAGCCGAUCGAAGGAACGUUAAUCAGUUUUCGUUCUGGCCGGUGACCAGCAUCAUUAACGAGCGCCGAGGUGUUUUAUUAAGCGUUGCCGAUCGGUGGACAGAUUAAUUUUCUGAUGCACGGUUGCUAGCAACUGAACGACGCAUCGCUCCGCGCGGGUAGAUGAGUAAACUUUGGAGAAAAACCAUAAAAUUCUCUGUCAUCCAUCAGCUCGCGUCCGCGCGCGGCUUGCAUCAGACCAACGACAUUACAGUUUUUUGUCGCAUCUUCUAAAAUAGCCGGGAUUCUCCCAAGAAAAGUACGCAAUGGUCUAAAUCCACGGUAUUAUGUAGCUCGGAAUGCAGUCCUCGAUUACCGUCUCACGACCUCGCUUCACGUUGUUUCGGUGCGGCGUCGCGAAUCUGGAUGCAACUUUUUGCACCGCAAAUAAUCACCUGUCCACAAUGUUGCUUUAAUUGCAGCGUCAUACGCAGGUGCCUCUUACCCAGGUUGUCCAGGUUGAAAGGUUCUACCCGCUGAUGCAACGCGUGGCGCCUUUAUCGCGUCUCGAAAAGCGCAUUGGAUAAUCAAGGGUAAACCUGAAUGUUUCAUCGCGGACGGAUUGAGAAAUGGGCCCGAAGUUACGCAAAGAUUCCAAACAGACUCUUUCAACCUGACGAAUUAAACCAGAACUCUUUUUCGUGGUUUUACCGGGAGGAUCGAGCAACGCUCGUAAUCACUAUUGAAAGCCGGUGCAACAUCGCCGACUGUAACGUGUCGUGGGAGCGUGACUCGCGAAAAGAUGAUUUCAAUCUGCCGAGGAAUUUGUUCACUUGCGACGCAAGAAACAUUGCCGUUCUCGUCAUUCAUGCGAAGGCGGUCGCGGCGGUUGUCAUGUUGGAACGGUAAUUCCAAGUGGGUGUGGCCUAUCUGCCCUCAGCGUUGCCAGGGCAGUGGCUUAUGGGGCGAUCCGUAUUCCAGUCCGAUCCUCGGCUAAAUCUGUUCCGCGGCAUGAACGUCGGACCGUUCGCACACAACGCCAGCAGAAUUACCGGGGGUCACUAUCGCGAAAACCGGCGGCGGUGGCGGCGAUGCCGAUACAGGAAGUCAAGAGCUAUCGACCGGCGUGCAAUCCAUCACCGACCGCUAUCGUAAGAGCUUGUGCAAUUGAGGAGCGCAGGCUCCUUGAUGAAGUUUUGGUUGUUUUCGUGCCGCGACGAUGAUCGUUGACUCUCUCCUUAUCGGGAAUCGAGCGGAACCCCUCGGGUGACGCGUCGCGGCACGGCGCGCCGAUCCUAGGGUGACAAUGCCGUCGUCACGCGAGCUUCGCGUUCCGCGAAAAAGCUUGCGAGCCGCGGCCUAAACGUUACUUACACGGGGAGGAGUCGGUUCCGCGAACGUUCCUCCCGUUCCGAAAAACCGUGUGUCGGAUGAAAACGCUUCCGAUUCGUCAGCGGCGAGCCAACGGCGUCACGCGUCGACGUGACGCGACGCGUCCCCGGAAAAUCGGGCCGACCGAAUAUCGUGUCGCCGACGACUUCUGACCUCGCGCCAGCGAUUAUUCCAAUCGGUCGGUCCCUCUCUCUCUCUUUCUCUCUCUCGCUCGAUUUCCUCUUCAACGUUGUUCCAUUUAGCGGCCCUUCCGGCGAUAACGCGAUUUAAGCGCCGCGUCGGUUCGACCGGAACGCGGCCGCGUUUCGUCGAUCACGGCUGAUCGCGGCAGGCCGCAGCUGCGACCGUCGCCGCGACGGGAUCCCGCGACAGCUGGAAAUCCCGCGACACCGAUGAUCGACGUCCGAAGGGAAACUCGCGGACGCCGAGGAUCACCGGCUAACGGUGACGGUGAUCAUAAUGGCGAUGAUGAAGUGACAGGGUGUCGAGGCCGACUGCGAGACGCCCGUAAUGAGACUGCGGCCGUUCCGUUCACUUCGGACCGGUCACCUCUCGUCUUUCUCGCCGUUCCAUCUUCAUUUGUUUGUUCAACGCCGACCUGCCGAGUGCCCUUUCGAUGCGAGCUACAAAAAUUCGGCGCAACGAUAAUGAUACUAACCCUUCGCACUCGACGCCAUUUUAACUCUAAGUCCAAAACAGUUUUGGAUGACCUACGAUAUUUCCAUUUUGUAUGACUUAUUAGUGCAAUUUUUGCACGUGAAAUUUAGUCUAUAUGAUAAUUAUGCUUUUAACAGUUCUUUAAAAAUAAAUAGAUUUAAUGAUGUAAAACAUUAUUUUAGAAUGUCAUAUAAAAAUAUUGAGCGGUGCCUCGGAAUCACCACCCUAGUGCAAAGGGUUAACCCUUUGAGGACGAAUAUCGACGUAUCGAUGACAUCGGGACUGUAUCUUUUAUUUCAGAGAACGUGAACGUAUAAUUUAAUUGUGUGCGUAAUGAAACAUCAGAAUAUAUUGUUCGUUUUUCGCAUCGUUAAAAUUUUUUAAUCUAGUUCUCUGAAGGAAAUGUCCUUAGCAUUUUAAAAAUGCUCGUCCGCAAAGGGUUAAACCUUUCGCACUCGAAAGCAUUUCAACUGUGAAUUCGAAAUAGUUUUUUCUGAUCCACGUUAUUUACAUUGUAAACGACUCGGUGAUUUUAAUCGCGCGAAACAGAGCCUUGUAACUCGUACAAUGGUCACACUUUCGACAGCUUCUCGAACACAAAUAAAUUUGAUAAUCGAAACGUUAUUUUGCAACGCGAUAGAAUAAUUUCCAGCGAUGCCUCACAGAGCGACCAUUCGAGCGCAAACAAUAGUAGUAAAAUAAUGAAAUGCUAAUAAAAUGAAAACAGUGGUUACAACGGUUACAUUCGCUCGUAAAAAGGUGUGAAAAACAGGAACCGGACCGAAACGCAACAGGUCUCCGAUGGAACAAGAUUACAAUAUACAACAAAACCUCGGAACGCCGCAGCAUCAUAAAUUCCUGACAUUACAACCUUGACUUCUACUUUUAUUAAAAUCAUCGAUGAAGAAGCCAACGUCGUUCGCAUAAAUAUCUAACCAUAACGAGAAACCAGUUGAGAAAAGGAUCGUCGUACAGAGAUCGCGACACAUCUUACGACUCUCCGGGAAUGAAAAUCGUAUUGUGCGCCGAGGAGGUGGAGUUUAUCGGGUUUCGUUGUUUCUUAGAAUGCGGAAGAAUGCUCCACAAACUACCGAAUCGAUCAGCUCCUAUCGAUUAAUGAUAGAGGAAAAAAGAGUCGACAGAACGAGGAAGUCGCGGAGCGAUUCCUCCGCGCGAUAUCCGCGCCGUCGCACGCUGAUUUAUCGCAAAACAAACCGUCUUCAACUUUAACGGGCUUUUCGUCUCCGAACAUUGAGAAUUCAUCGUCGAAACGUUCUCACCUGGUGUCGCGUUUUUUCGCCGCAUCUUGUUCGAUCGGAUUUCGCGUGACGCGAUAGAUUCGCCUCCUCGAUUCGGUGAAACGUCGCGACCGAGAAUCAGAGAUUCGACGUUCGAUCUGUAAAAGCUUCGCGUGGUUCUCCAGCCUGAAGAAGCUGCUGUCUAGAAUCGAUAGUUUGUUUACAUUGGUCGAAGGCAGGAGGUCGACGUGUUUUCACGAUCUAUAUUUUCGAAAGAGGCGCGCCCAAGACUGUCGCAGCCGCCGCGGUCGUUCGACGGGCCCUGAAACACCCCGAACGCCCGUGUACACGAACUGAUUAUGGUAGUACGGACAGCUAUUAUGAUCGACGCCGGUGUGUACGUCAAGUCUCCUCUUUCGAAAAACAGGCUAUAAAAAAGUCGAUGAGUAAGGGGUCUAAAUAGAUCUGGUCACCACCGCCUAUAUGCAGUCAUCGGAAGCGUCUGCCAUUCGCGGGUUAAGAAUUUCGAUUACGCGUGAACAAGCUGGAUGCCGCGCCGUCGGCCUCCUUAGAUAGCUAUCGAUUGUUUCAGAGGGAAAAAUCGUUGCGAUCGUUUCGCAGUCCUUCGACCAGGAGAAAUAAAUCGACUCGCGACUUCGACGCGGCCCUUCGGUCACUUUUCGCUUUCUCGGCGCUGAAACCACUUCGAUCCGUUUCGAAUUCUCCGUUUCACAAUGCGAGCACUGUGCACAAUGCAAAUUAUUGCAUAGAUUGAUUCAAUUUGUGCAUAUUAAUUGCAUAUUAAUUGCAGCUUAAAAAUAAAUAAAACAGUAAAAUAAUCGGUCCAUAAAUUCGCGCGGUUUUAAUUUCCAUUAAAAUUUGACAACAACAAUGAUUGCCUAACAGUUACGCCACUCGAUAAUAUUUCUUCUUCUUUACUUUCCUUUUGUUAUGCAAUUGUUCACUGAUUCGUUCCGCGCGAUUAAUAAUUUAACGAAGUGCUCAAUUUUUCGAAAACUGUGGAGCGUCGAAAUUAAUAAAAAAAAACAUCUUCGACACGUUUCGCCGUACGAUUAAAUCGUAAAUGUACAUUCUUGUUAACUCGACACCCUAUAGUUUUCAAGGAAUUCAUCAAUUUGUCACUAGCACGGAACGAACGAUCGAUGGAACAGGCGGAUUUAAGCGAAAUAGCGGGAAAUUCGAACGAAUAAUUAAAACCGCGCGAACUUCUCGACCGACCCUGUAUAUCGAGAACCGCGGCAUCGGUUCUCGGUAUUUCCAGCGUUAAUUAAACCAAUAGUUCUCCCGCUUCGGCGAUCGAUCGCAUUUUCUCGAUUGUAUCUCCGUUGAUUGCGGCGAAAUUUUUAUCGGGCCUGUCUCCGUUCGCGGCUUCUUCGCGAGUGUUUACAAAUGAAAAGUCAUGGGCUCUUCAGGUUGUACAAUAGGUGAUUAGACGGCAACCGGUUGAGGAAACGGGUCCUCGUUGACCAAAACAAAGAGGCACGUAUGUACGUACAUAUGUACCUCGCAAUCUUCGUUGCUCUCGCAAAGGGCAGUGGAGCCGGUUACCGUGGGGCGAGACCGACUGCUGUGCCUUUGGUUUGUUUUCGAGCGCAAUUAACAUUGUGCUCAUCGAACGUUUAUCUCUUAUCUCGUUUAUUUUUGAGUAAAAGAAUGCGGCGUGCCCGAUUCGAUAAAUAUCAAGUUAAUUAUGGCCGAAUUAAAGAUAGCCUAAAAUAAAUAAUAUAUUAAAAUAAAUAAAAUAUUAAAAAUGUGUCUUAUUCGAUAAAUAUAACGUUAAUCGUGCCGGAAUAUGAACCAAAAGGCGCGACAAUCUUCUUAUUCAACGAAGAAUGUACGUUCAUUGCACUCUUAAGCAAUUUCAUUUAUUUCUUACGAAUUUCAUUAUUGCCAAAAUAAAUGUUAAAUUUUCUUUCGUUUCGUUUAUAUUCCAAUAAAAGAAUUUCCGUCUCGUGAUGAAUGUAAAUAUAUAUAGUUAGUCAGGGUCGAAACGAAAGGGCCGGGGGGCAAUCGUUAGGCCCACGGUAACCGGCGACUCCGCCGGCCUAGAACCGAUUUCGCCGGCUCCUAUUUCGUGUGCCCGGUUUCGCGGAUCGUCGAUCGUUUCCCGCUCGGGCCCGUUGGAACGAGGACCGUCCACUUUCACGGGUAAUACCGGCCGGUAACGAGACGACGGUGUUCAGAUAUCGGGCCGAUUGAUAUUCGUGAGGCACGUAUCGAACUUAAUUCCUCGUAGCAGUAGUAGUAGUAGUCGAUGUUAGUAGUAGUAGGGGAGUAGUCAGCGGGAUAUAUACGCGAGCGCGCGUUACCACGGUAUUCGGCAGUCGACGCGCGGCACUCGAACGGAGCGGGUCUUCCAUUCGUCCCGUCCUCGACCAUAAUCGCGUCCGUCCGUCGCUUUCGUUCCCUCGGCUCCGAACGAUCGCGCGAGUGGAGAACGAAACACGGAAGAAAGCCGCGGCGAGCUUUGAAACGAGUGAAAGACGAAUUAAUAUAUAUAUUAAAAAAAAAAGAAAAACAAGAAAAGAAAGAGAAUCGGCGGACACGUGGAGCGUGCGGAAGGAUCGAUUCCCGGAAGUCGUGGAUGAACGAGGAUCCUCGAUCGGUCCGCGAUUUUAAGAUGACCGCCUCGGCACCGUCUCCCCUGUCUUCCUCUCUCUCCUCUCCGUCCGCGGACCUGUCGGUCGCCUCCUGGUGCGCGUCGUCGUCGUCGUCGUCGUCCUCGUGUUCGCCGCCGACGUGCUCCCCGUGCUCCAAGUCUCCGCUGCCGUCGCGCAGAAAGAAGAAACCGAAUCGGUGGACCAUCGACCGCGGCUAUCCGCUUCUCCGUCAGAGGAGCUCCGUCUGAAUCCGGCGCAUCCGCCUGAAACGGAGCGUGCACAGAGAACGGAGAGUGCCCGUCCGGGAGAAUCGAAGAGACGCACACGUGGUGUCCCGAGGAGCACAGCGUGCACGCCAAGCUAGAAGGUGUGUACGAGCGAGGUGGGAGGAAAGAGGAAAGAGGAAGGACUAUCGCGAGUAGGAAGAGAGUGCGGUAACAACGCGAGCGAUCAGUGUACUCGCCGGCAGAAGGAACUCUUAGAGAGAAGAACGGCGCGGUCUGGCGGCGAGGUUUCGUCUGUUGUGAACUCGUUUACGAUACAAUCGAAGGGCGCGAGUGAUUUUAGUGCGGCCAACAGGGCAGAGAUCGCCGAAGACACGGUGGUUCGGCAAGACAGAGAUCUGGAAGAGGAAGAAGAAGAAGAAGAAGAACGCGAGAAACGCGCGAAGAUCGCGCGGCAGCGGAAGAAGAGCCGCGCCGAGCACGUUGCUGGUCGGCGAUUCGUCGCGGGACAGAAGAACGGUGCGCGGGGCGAAAGACGAGGGUGCGGCGAGGGUGCAGGUGCGCGGAAAGGGCCGAGGACCAAGGAGCACCGGCUUCGCAGCGGGUGAGCGUGCUAGCGGCGAGCUGCUCCCUGGCCGGAGCAAUCGCGCCGGUUCGGCCGCAAACUCGCAUCACGAGCCGGCUAUGGGAAAGCUGGCAACGACUGGUGGACGCGUGACCCGUGAUAACGAGGACCAGGAAGCAUCGGCGUCGAGCGCCGCCAGUUCCGGCCGCGCGUUCGUCGCGGCGCCCAUUCGCGGGAUCGCUCCUCGCGGCGCUGUUCCGAGAAUCGUCGAGGCGAGCCUGCUUGAACCAGAUCAAGGAGAACGCGUUCGCGAGUGCCGAUCUUCGAUCUUCGCGGGUGCCCGCACCGGGGACCGCCUCGAUCCUCCUGCCGCUGCCGGGGGCUCGGUCGCGAACGCUCGAUUUCCGGGAGCUGCUGGGGACUCGGCUCCGGGUGACAGAGGACUCUCGAGUCCGAAAACUGGAUGGAACUGGACUCCGAAAACUGGAGAAAACUGGCCUCCAAAAACUGGAUGGCACUCGACUCUAGCGUCUUCAGGGAACUCUUCUUCGAAGACUGGAGAAGACCCGACUCCAGCGACUUCCGAAAACUCGAUCCCAAAUACUGGAGUACCUACGACUCCGAAGACUCGCUCCCUAAAAUCUCUAAGACAUUUGUCUCCAAAAUCUGUGAAAGACUGUGCACCGCAGACUGCAGGAGACACCACGCCAAGGUCUCAAUCUCCUAGAACAGGAGGGCACCGUACUCCAAGCACGCAACCUCCAAAAACUGAAGCGGUUACGACUCCAAGGACACGGUCUCCAAGAACCGGAGGAGAUCCUACUCUGGAGACCGGAGAAGACUCAGCCGCAAGGACUCGAUCCCGAAAAACUGAAGGAGAGUCGUCUCCGAGGACGCGAUCUCCAUUCGAGACGGCAACCGGCACCUCGUUGCCCGGGUUUCGCGCGAUCGGCGAUGCGGGAAGGCCGAUCCUGGUGGACGGUUCGCGGGCCCAGGUGUGCAAGUACUCUGACGGGCGAGCGUGGCCGUCGGUCCGUCGAGGACCAACGACCCGGUCGAUCCUCCUGCUCGCGGCGAUCACGAUGGCGAUCCUCGCGAUCUCCGCGCCCGCGGCGGCCGUGCCGACGCCGUCGGCCGACCCGACGCUCCCGCGAACCGGUCUCCGGCAAGACCUCGCAGACUCGACCGGUCUCGAGGACGUCUACGAGGACGCGUUCGAGGACGUUUUCCGAGAAGAGGACCGCCGCGACCCGGGCACCGUCCUCGACGAGAGCGAGCUGGAGAUCAUACGGCGCAGCAUCGCGCGCGGUCUCGGCUUGAAGAGGAUACCUGACCCUGCCAAGGCGAACGUGAGCCAAGCGGAGUACGAGAGAGCGCACAGAGAGUACCUGAAGAAAGUCCACCUGUCCUUCGACGAGGAGGCCACGAAAAGCAGGAGGAGUCUGCACGUGUUUCACGCCGCAGCGCAUCCUGGAAAUGGAUCGAGUCGGAUCGACAGAGGACACCGCCGUCACCGGUUGUUCUUCCCCGUGGAAAUCCCUGAGGCGGAUGGGAACGCGUCGGUGGAUCACGCGACCCUGCGGCUGUUGCUCCACGGCGAUUACAACGACCGAUCGGAACUGGACGUUCAGCUGUACCUGAGGACGUUCGGGUCCAGAGAGCCGAUCGCCCGGAAGAGGGUGUCGGCGCGGGACUCGAGAUGGCUGGAGCUGGACUCGACCGCGGCCGUGGCAUCCUGGCUGGAGGCCGGCCUGGAGAACCUGGGCCUCGAGCUCGAGUUCCUCCGGGACGAGCAACCAAUCCGAAGAAGCUUCUCCGGGCCGGUUCUGAACGUGUUCACGGAGUCCUCGGUGUCGCCGAGCGCCAGGUCGAAGCGGUCGACGCCCGAGGAGCUGAUGUCGCUGCACAGAAGCCGCCGGACCAAGUGCAAAGGCGAGAGCAAGAAGUGCUGCAGGCACGAGCUGACCGUGAUGUUCAAGGACCUGAAGGGCUUCGAGUUCAUCGUCUAUCCGAAGACGUUCGACGCGGGCUACUGCAAGGGUCGCUGCCCGCCCAGGUACAACCCGGCCCAUCAUCACGCUCUUCUGCAGAGCUUGCUGUGGAAGGAGGACAGGAAGAAGGUGCCGAAACCGUGCUGCGCGCCCAGCAAGCUCGACCAGCUGAUGAUCGUCUACUUCGACGAGAACGACUCCACGCAGCUGAAGGUCUCCUACUGGAAGAACAUCCAAGUGCUCGAGUGCGCCUGCUCUUGAAUCGUCCAGCUUCCGCUAGAGUAAUGCCUCGAUAACCUUACUUUUGGGCCCGAUGGGUCCUUCGAAAGGGUAUAAUAUUAAGGUUUAAAAGUUGCUCGAACAGUCUGCCUAAAUUGUUCUGAACGACGAUUUCGUUCGGAGACUAGGAACUAAGAGCGUUCAGCAACGGUGUUCAGACAUGGAUUCCUGAAUCGCGGGGUUACAGUUGCUGUCCUACAGACGUCCCUACGUCGCGGGGUGUGCUGGGGGGGACGAAAUAGAAUUUUUGCCCGGGUUUCGGAGACUUGGAAAAUGGGAGCGGGCCACGGCGAGAGAAAAUGCGACGGGGCCCCUUCUCUGGCUAGUUGCGUACCACGGCCGCCGGUCCUAACGGAUAAUGGAGAUAAAGAGCGACAGUUAUGGAGGCAUUACUGCAGCUAUUUAGUGCGGCGAGGCGCGCGUGAGAUAGAAGGGACAGAAAAUGCUUAGAGAGGAACGAGAACUGAACGCGGUUUACUGUCGCCCGAGGACUCACCAAAGAAUCGUCCGAACGGCGUUCGGUGGUGCCGUUUCGCGGACGUUAAGUUGUACCUGCGCUUCGAACGUGUGGCUUCCACGGUUUUUUACGAGAGUCACGGUAUGCUAUAGCCCGUCGACUGUAAAAGUCGCUGUAAUUCCGCGGACAAUUAAGCUGCGACGAAGCGGGGGAACGUCCUUCUCUGUGCCGGCGGACGGCCGCGAACGCGAUCCCCGGGCAUCACCGAAUGCCCAGAUACCCGCGUAAUCGCGGGUCUUCUAUUGACUGUGAUACUAAGAUAUCUGCUUGACAUUAUUACUCAUAAAUAAUCGUACUUCGUAUCGUUGAAUGGUUCUCUCGGUUUUUUUUUCUUUUCUUAAAUUACCCUUGUACAUACGCGAAGUUAGUUCUUAAUUGAUCGCCGGCCCCCUGAGAAAGAACUUGCGGAUCUACCGACAAAAGAGGAGACGACGACGACGACGACGACGACGACGACGAAGAAGAAGAAAAGGAAGUCGAUAAGUCACCGACACCACGAUAUCUCAUCGCGCCGCAUGCAUUCUUUUAAUUUAUUUCGAUCAUUCUGGGGUUAGAACGUAGAUGUAUGGGUGUAUCCACAGCGCGUAUUUGCGAGCCGAGUAUUAAAUGCAGAAGACAGAUUCGAAAUCUAUUUAUACGCGAGGAUCGCUGCUUCAUAGAGUUUUCUUCUGCUCGAGGUUUCGUUAGUUCCUAAUAGAGUUACAGAGCGUAUCUCUUUGACACCGUGCUCCCCCCACCCCUCUCCACACCUCUCUCUCUCCCUUUAUUUUGUCAUUCUCCGGACGUCGUCGCUGUAAAAGAAGCGUUAUCGUUAAAGGCGAAAUACUCUCAUCCUCCUUUACGUACGCAUAUCACGCAUCUAUUGUAUAUUUUUCACAUCAAUAAAAAGAAACAUCUAGACGUUACUCCUUUUCCACGUCCCGCGAGGCAUACGAAACGUGUGCGCCGUUACGUCGCAAAUUCGUCGACAGACCGCUGCCCGCGUCGGGCUGUCCUUCGCGAACCGACUUCCGGUCGACUCGCGUUACUCUUUAUAUCUUCUCUAAUCGGCCAUCGAUGAUGUAACGACGAAAUAAAAAUUUAUUCGUUAUUUAUAUAA